This is a messenger RNA of Oikopleura dioica, 216 nucleotides long. The record is from the annotation of a GenBank genome assembly. Lineage: Eukaryota; Metazoa; Chordata; Appendicularia; Copelata; Oikopleuridae.
AUGUUUGUGCAAAAAACUUUGAAACAAAAUUUUGGAAUUUCACAGCAGCUUCUUCAGAGGACCAGAUCUGCUGCCCAGAAUCGAGAUUACCAGCGUGAAGCUCAAAAGUUCCAGACCCUCCUGAAUGAAUCAACGGACAAAACGAACAAGUUCCCGUAUUUCCGAAACCUUACUAAGCCGAAAAUCGUUCCUCCCAAUACCGGAAAGUUCUUUUAG